GGAGACUGCCGGCAUACCAUCCCUAAAAAGCUACGAUAUGUCUUGCAAAGUCAUCUUCGUUUCCUCUCAUCCUACGUACCGCGCAGUGUCACUGACGCGAACAUGACGACGGUGACAUACCAUGCAAGUAACAGAGCUCGGUGUAGGAGCUGAGAUUGGUUGCUCAAUAAAAACCAUGUCUGCGGCACAGUCAACUUGCGCAAGCUUUCAAAGCCUCAUUAUCCCCCUCCACUCCCCCCUUCCAGAGCGCAUAAUUGCGUCUCUGUGUGUGGAGAAUUUUUUUAGGCGCCUGUGCAAUCGGAGUCUGGCACUCCAUGCUAUCAAUUAUGACUUUGGCUCAAAGCAGUCGGUUCAUGGCCUGCUCUGCCGCCGGUAUUACUGGACUAUACUCACAGCAGACUUGAAGCACACCAGACAUACGCCAGUGCCUCCGCGGAGAUACCGACCAGCCUUCCUCUCUCCUUCCUCCCCGCCAUUCCACAGCCAGCGACUUGAAUCGGCGGAUGAUCGUCCACUUGCUUGUGCCUGUUGUAGAUCUCUUUUGAAGUUCGGCAGAGUUGAGUCGGCAAAGUGGGCGUGGUAUGAAUGUACAGUACCAUACAGACUUCAUACAAGGGCACAAGAAGCAAGACAAGCAUUGCUGCCUUAUUUGCUUCCUCUACACCAAAUCUUCUUCCAAAGCUCCAGGGCCGAAAACCUUUCCUUGUCUGCCUUAGUUCUCCCCUCGCCGUCUCGUCACACGCGUACCCGCAGAUGUGUUCAAUCACGUGAGUCUCUACUGUCAAGGAUUAUGAGGACCUAAGCCUAUGAGAACAGCUUGUUUGAAGAGAAGGCGCACUUGGACAAUUUGAUGGACAUGGAAGCCCCGCGGCCGAGAGCAGCGUUGCGUUGUCUGGUGGUGGGUACCUUCAUUCCAGUGCCACUGAACCAGGAUGAGAACAAAGAAAAUGCUUCGCCAGGGGCUGGCUUUCCGGCGAAUAGAGAUAUGGAGGACAGGGUCCUGACUCGUAGUCAAGUAUUGUACAGCACUCGAGACUUUGUCCCUGUGACAACUAGCAGAUAUGGCGUUGUUUUUCUUUUCUUUUCUUUUUUUUUGUUCUUUGUCUGGUGCAGGUUACAAACGGUCUGGUAUUAUAAUCACUGUAGCAUCGGUGACACACUAACACAAGCGAUCUGAAAGGGAAUUUCUGCUGACUC
This is a messenger RNA of Aspergillus brunneoviolaceus CBS 621.78, 1197 nucleotides long. RefSeq lists its product as uncharacterized. The coding region runs from base 122 to 802 and encodes 226 amino acids. The record is from RefSeq and is a predicted model, not a curated record. The transcript is spliced from 2 exons. NCBI's taxonomy places the organism in Eukaryota, Fungi, Ascomycota, Eurotiomycetes, Eurotiales, Aspergillaceae.